Bursaphelenchus okinawaensis is the source of this 1868-nucleotide messenger RNA. The record is from the annotation of a GenBank genome assembly. NCBI's taxonomy places the organism in Eukaryota, Metazoa, Nematoda, Chromadorea, Rhabditida, Aphelenchoididae.
AUGUCAUCUAUGCACAACGAUGCCAGCUUCAGCGAUUCGGUAAGCCAUAAACUUUGUUUUUCGUUUUUAGAAAGAUUGUCAUACGUACUAACUUAGUUUUUGUUUGAGCUAAUGUUAUAUAUCAGAGCUAAACAAUUGAUGACAAAAAAAGGUUCUUAACAAAUAAUUUUAGGACGACUCGUACGAAAGAGUGUCAGUUGGUGACGCAGUUGAGGUUGAAGAAAAUGAAGUCCGUUCGUCUACGCGACUUUCGGAAUACCCAGUGGCCGACUCAACACCUCUAGAUGUAUCCCUGGAAAGCGGUGCUUCAGUCGAAGUUCUUGAACACCGUGAAGAAACCCAAACGGCAAAUUUAGAUUUGUCGACCGCUACGGCAAUCGAACUAGACGACUCAACGGCUACAGCUAUUGAGUUAGAUGAGAAUGAAGCUGGUAUUGAAAAAGAUAGUUCUACAGCUACAGCUGUAGAACUUGAUGAUACCGUAGCCGCUAUUGAAACUGAAAAUGAUGCUGCAACACGUGCACCGGGCGUUUUGAAGGUUAUUUAUAAUGCGAUGCUUUCCUUAGCCGCGCGGUCAGAUGAGGGCUUUUCUGUUGAUGACAACAUUGAAGAGGAACCUUUAAUGACCUCAACUGUAAAGGAAACGACUUUAAACACAAGUUCAACAAAAGAAGGCAGUGACAAUGUCAACGUUAUCGACGAUUUGGACGACACAAAAGACGGUGUAGCCGAACUACCGUCUACCGACUCUACUAAAGAAAGCUAUGAUGUAGUAAACGAAGAAAACUUUAACGCUGACCUCGAAAAAAACAUUUCAAAAACUGCCAGGUGGUUGUCAGAUUCUGAAUCCUUGUCUGUAGUAAGUUCGGAGCCUAUGUCGGUACCAUCAUCGUGUCCCAACAACACCAACUGCGAAUGUGAAUUUGAAGGCGAUACUAAAUGUAUGGUUGAAAUCAGUGAAAAAGUUGCAACUUUAAAUGAAAAGCUGGAUCAACUUGCUGAAGCUGUAAACGAUUGCCAAUUUAAUGAAGAAGAACCGUCAGAAGUUGGUCAUUCGGCGGCAGAAAGGCCCGUGGAAUCAUGCAAUGCAUUUGUGGUAAUAUUUUCAACAAUUUUUGAUUAUUUUGAAGCCGUAGAUUGUAGUUUGAGAAUGGUUUUGAUAUUUUAAACAUAUUUUCAAAGCAUUUUUAAUAUCAAAAUAAUUUUUCAGGUUUUCUUUAUUAUUUUAUUGCUGGUUGGUGGAAUGAUUUUGUGCUACAAAGCAGGUAAGAUAAAGUUUUUUAUUAGAUGCCGACAGAAAGAACCCACAUACUUUUUUAAGCUAAAUUUUGCAUUAUGUGUUUGGAAGUCCUUCUUACAUAAUAAAAAUACAAACAUACAAAACUUCCGUUUUAGACAUGAGCACAACAAAAAAUCAGCUCAAAGUUGCUGAAGGCCAAAUGAGUGAACUGCGCAGUGAAGUUGAGUUCCUUAAAAACACCAUACAACAGAUGAAAGAAGAGCAUAGUAGGAUGCAUGAAGAGAAGCUAAAGGAAAAUGAAAAACCGAAAAAAUCAAAGUGGUCCAACUUCAAAAUGCCAUCGUUCAAACUUCUAUCGUACGAAAGAUCGGUCUUCGAAGUGCCACUCAAUGUAGUCAGUUCGUUAAUCUUGGAUUAUGGUUUGCCUGCAGCCGGUAAGGUAGCAGAAACAUACAACCAAGUGUCAGACGGUGUGGAAAAAGUAUCCAAAUACAUUCCCUAUCCCGAGUUUACUACAGUAGAACGCAGCCAGGACAACCAGGUCAAAAAGCAUCCAUCUGUUUGUUUCAGUAACUUUGGUCCUGAAGGCAAGAAACGCUGUCUGGUUUUCAAAUUUUACAGUUUUUAA